CGGAUGUUAAUAUAUCACCAGUGAGUCUGCAGCCUGACCUUUGACUCCCAAGCUUCUGCAUUAGAGUCGAGCAGCAGGGUUAAAGCAGAGAUGGGCUCUGAGCAGAAUUCCCAAAGAGAAAACAUCAUGACUGAAACGGCGCACACAGCCAGGACUCUUCCUGCGACGGACCACACUGCCGUCAGAACCGGGCUGCCUUCCAGAACAAGAGAAACACCCGGUGAUGCUCUGUCCCGUUUCCAUGGCGACGGGGUUCGCUACAAGGCCAAGUUGAUUGGCAUAGACCAGGUUCCUGUCGCACAAGGGGAGAAGAUGUGCUUUGACUCCAUGAUGAAACUAAAGGGUUGUGAGGCAGCAGCACGGAAACAGGGGAAGCACAAGCUGAGAAUUUGGCUCAAAGUUUCCUCCAGUGGUUUGAGAAUCUUGGAUGAAAGAACGGGGAUUGUUAUUUAUGAACACGACAGGAAGGGAAUUAGCUCUCUGACAAAAGAUGAGUCCGACCCCAGAGCUCUGGCCUACAUCUACCAACACCAGGAUGCGUACGAGCUGUUUUACAUCAAGAUGGCCAACCAGGCCGAUCCGGUUCUUAUUGACAUUAAAGAGGUUUGCCAGAGAGAGGAGCCGGAGGCCUUGGGUGAAUCUACAGAAACCCAGAAUGUUUCUUUAGUUGCUCUGAAUGACAGUCUGUCUACUCCAUCUGAGAAGCCACUGGUUACAGUUCAGGGAGCAGCUCCUGAAGAUGUGUUCAGUCCACGACCAGAGUCCUCACCAAGGCAAACAAACCAGGUUUCAGCCGGUAACGAGCUGAUGGAAGUGUUUUUACCUCAGCUGGAAGAGCCUCUGGCUCUGGCCCAGAGCUCCUGCACCAGUCAGCCAGAGUCUCCUCGGCAAACUCUCUCCACGGCUCAGAUUCUCUCCAUGUUCCCCAUGCAGCCAGUAGGGGGCUCUCCAUACAACUCUCCCCCAUUCUCUCCCACCACGGUGCCCUGGGGUCAACAGGGACCUCUGGGAAGCCAGUGGGCAGGUCACUGGCUCACCACUCCAGCUACACCUGCUUGGGUGCCACCAGGUGUCACAGCGCCCCCUGCAGGAAGCCAGCUGCUGACAUACAGCAUGAUGAGCCCCCAGCCUGGUUUCAUAAUGGGUGGGGGCACAGCUCCAGCUCCUAAUGAAAACUCUAACCCUUUAAUGUCCCUCUCUUCACCCACUAGAGCUACGGGGGCACAAGGAUCUCCUACCUCUAACAACUCGCACCUGGGAUGAAUGGACUGUUGAUGUUGGUUUGACUUAGGGUAUUUUAUCUCCAAUGAAAACAUAAAAAAACUGUUUCUGUUAUUUUAUCUGACUUGAUCCAAAGAGUUUUAUAUAAAGGCAACUAGACUUCUUUGGUUUCUUGAAGCCUUUUUGCCUCCCAUCUGAGGAGCUUUGUCAAUUCUGGCUGGAAUAUAGGAGGGUCAAGCUUAUAAAAUGUAAAUGGCCUGUACCUGAUUUAGAGCCUUCUAGAGUCCUGGAACCACCCAAGGUACUUUGUAAUCACUCAUUCACACACACAUUCACACCCUGGUGGUGAUGAGUAGCCACAGCUGUCCUGGGGCACACUGACAGAGGCGAGUCUGCCGUUGAUUUGAUAUGUAUAUAUAUACCGUAAAUCCUCUAAUACAGGCCCGGGCCUGUAUUUGACUCAAGCUCAUCAAGCUCCAGGCCUUUAUUGGAAGAAGGACCAGAAUUAGAGGCAGGCCUCAAUUUCUAUUUGAGCAAAAUGAACUAAUGGUUCGCUGGAGUUUUUGACAAUUAAAAUUGUGCCCACAUUUUCAAAGUUAAACACAUUUCUUUUAACAACGGUAGUUUCUGCUUCAGCCAUCUCCCGCCUCCCCCUGCGCAGUGGCCUCAGACUCACUGAUGCGCCUGCAGCCUCUCGGAGUUCCUGCUGGUCUAAACAUUAAAAUAAUUAUUUCAUUUUCUGUUCCUCA
Molecule: messenger RNA, 1970 nt
Organism: Nothobranchius furzeri (turquoise killifish)
Lineage: Eukaryota; Metazoa; Chordata; Actinopteri; Cyprinodontiformes; Nothobranchiidae
Product: disabled homolog 2
Cellular component (GO): cytoplasm
Source: RefSeq, a predicted model, not a curated record